AUGGCUUCCAACUCAAUGAGCAGUACUUCCCGGAGCUCUAACUCAUCAUGGACAGCUAAACAAGACAAGAAAUUCGAAGUGGCGUUGGCUACAUACGACAAGGACACUCCUGACCGUUGGCAAAACAUUGCAAGAGCCGUUGGUGGAAAAUCGGCCGAAGAGGUGAAACGACACUAUGAAUUGCUCAUUCGAGAUGUCAAUGACAUUGAAUCAGGACGUUAUCCACAAGCUAGGUACCAUAACACUAAUUAA
Messenger RNA from Arabis nemorensis, 252 nucleotides. NCBI's taxonomy places the organism in Eukaryota, Viridiplantae, Streptophyta, Magnoliopsida, Brassicales, Brassicaceae. The record is from the annotation of a GenBank genome assembly.